UGUAUUUCCUUGUCUAGCCUCCAUUACUCAGCAGAUUCGUUUUGCAGAGUAGGCAGAAGUUUAUUUCUUUAACCAAGGCUGACAGGGCAAAACACUCUGCCAGUAUCAGUUACUCGCUUGGGUACAAAGACCUCAGAGUUGCCCUGCUUUUUGUUCAGCAAAAUGGAAAAGCUCGUGGCCCUCGUCGUUUUCUCCUGUGCCGUCUCGGUGGCUCAAGGUCAAGUAUUCAGCUGGGGCAAGUGCCCCGACGUCCCGGUCAAGUCCAACUUCUCUGUGGACGCCUACCUGGGACGCUGGUUCGAAAUCGCCCGGUUCCCGACCAUCUUCGAGAAAGGUCUGAAGUGUGUCCAGGCCAACUACUCACUUCUGGACGACAGCACCAUACAGGUAGUGAACCAGGGUCAGAAGAAGUGUUGCGGAGACGAGACGAAGGCGGUCGGGGUAGCCUGGGCCCCGGACGCCGACGAACCGGCCAAGCUGCUGGUCCGCUUCAGCCGCUUCAUGCCUGCGGGCCCGUACUGGGUCCUGGACACAGACUACAGCCGCUACUCCGUGGUGUGGUCCUGCGUGGACCUGUUCUGGGGCGUGGCCAGGUUAGAGCUGACCUGGAUUCUGGGCAGGGAGCGUGCACUGGACGAAUACCUGCUGAGGGACAUCGUGUACGAGCUGACCAAGUUCAAGAUCGAUGCCGUUAAGUUCAAGUGGACGGACCAGAACAACUGUGCCGGCUCCAACUCCACUGUUCCCACCCCCAUCGAAACUGUGGAAGUGUCCAAUGAUAGCUACUGGAUCCAUCCCAAAAUAUUUUAGUUCUGUAAUCAAGCACGAGUUUUGUUCUUGACAAAAGAGUUACACGUAAAUCUCGCUCGUCAAAAAUUAAGAGCUUUCAUCUAAAAUGUUUCAGAAGAUGUCCAUCCUACUUCUUACACUCUGUGUCACUGAUGGGCAUGUCACUGAAAUG
This is a messenger RNA of Branchiostoma belcheri (Belcher's lancelet), 961 nucleotides long. Its product is annotated as apolipoprotein D-like. Gene Ontology annotation, molecular function: lipid binding. The record is from RefSeq and is a predicted model, not a curated record. Gene Ontology annotation, biological process: tissue regeneration; lipid transport; brain development. Lineage: Eukaryota; Metazoa; Chordata; Leptocardii; Amphioxiformes; Branchiostomatidae. Bases 163 to 810 code for a protein of 215 amino acids. The transcript has 3 exons.